CUUUGCUGAACAUAGCAGUAGCGCCAAGUAUCUCUGCCUUACGAAGCGAACAAUUCCGUUUAUCACCUGCAACGUGUGCACAGUUUGCUUGCCCAACUUCUCCUAGGCCCCCGUCCUCCUCGAAUCGGUAACAAAAUGCUAGCUGCCCAGCAAAACCUUCGAUGCAAUGCGAGCGGCCGUGUUAGCAGCUCUCGCAACGCCCGGCGAGUUCUGCUAGUUGCCGCGACGGCUGCGCCUGCCCAGGCAGCACACGCAGCCAACGGCGCUCCUGUGUCAUCAUACACGGGUAAACCCGCGCGUGUGGCUACCGUGAAGCGGAAGACGAAGGAGACCGAGGUGGAGGUGACCAUCAACCUGGAUGGCACGGGCGUGUGCGUCGCGGAAACCCCCGUCGGCUUCCUGAACCACAUGCUCGACCAGAUCUCCUCUCACGGCCUGUUUGACCUGACGGUCAAGGCCACGGGCGACACCUGGAUUGACGACCACCACACCGUCGAGGAUAUCGCGCUGGCGCUGGGCGGCGCCAUGUCGCAGGCGCUAGGCGACCGCAAGGGCAUCCACCGCUUCGGCGAGUUCAGCGCGCCGUUAGACGAGGCGCUGACGCACGUCGUCCUGGACCUGUCGGGCCGGCCGCACCUGAGCUGCGACCUCAACAUCCCGGCGCAGCGCAUUGGCACAUUUGACACCGAGCUGGUGGAGCACUUUUUCAUGUCCUUCUCCAACACCUCGGGCACCACACUGCACAUCAGGCAGCUGGCCGGAAAAAACUCGCACCACAUCGUGGAGGCGACCUUCAAGGCCUUUGCGCGCGCGCUGCGCAAGGCCUGCGAGUACGACGAGCGCCGCGCGGGCCAGAUUGCCAGCUCCAAGGGCGUUCUGACGCAGAAGUGAGAGGAGGGCAGCGGCAAGGAGGGAGAGAGCGGCCGUUGAGGAGAGGCGGUGAAGGUUAGGAGCGUUGCACGCUACAGCAGAAGCUUGGUAUUUCACUUGAAAAGACGUGAGAGCUGCUUGGCAGGGAGAGCAGGAUUGGGAGAGCUGGGCGGGUGUUUGACAUGCAUAGAAAGGUGGGUGGGUGUACAGCAGGCACUACUGGGGCGCAGGUUGCUUUCGUUGCAAACCUGGUCAAGGCAUGGCCUGGGGGACACGGUGUGGACAAGUGGAGUCGCGGCGGGCACUGUACAGCGCGUGGUCGGCUGUCUGGUCGGCUGAUGGUAGCUCGGCUUGACGGGAUGAGUAGCUUGGGACGAGAAAGCGCGUUGUGGUUGACCGGCCUGUUGAUGGGCCUCGACUUGCACAAAAGGUGGUUGGUUCAGAAGUUGACCCGCCACGCUUGCGCAGGGCGGGGGGCGCAGCAUGCAGUCUCACAAGGCAAGCUAUGCCCUUAUGGUCAGGUUGACUGGGGUAGAUUCGGGCGUGAUUGCUGGGAUGAGUCAGGCGUGACGACAGUCCGCUGGUCUAGGUAAAGGGCGAAUGCAAGCGGUGUAACACAGAGUUCUUGUGGCGCCGUGGCCCGUUGUGUAGCGGGUGCUUCCCGGCACAGGUCUGGUGGCUGGUAGGCGGCUGCCAUGGCUGCGGUCAGAGAUACAGAGGGCCUCGCCCCAAGUCCAUAACGAACAUCCGCAUUCAUAACGAACGAGACUCA
Messenger RNA from Chlamydomonas reinhardtii, 1642 nucleotides. RefSeq lists its product as uncharacterized. Bases 136 to 891 code for a protein of 251 amino acids. The record is from RefSeq and is a predicted model, not a curated record. The transcript has a single exon. Gene Ontology annotation, biological process: L-histidine biosynthetic process. Gene Ontology annotation, molecular function: imidazoleglycerol-phosphate dehydratase activity. Lineage: Eukaryota; Viridiplantae; Chlorophyta; Chlorophyceae; Chlamydomonadales; Chlamydomonadaceae.